Messenger RNA from Ostertagia ostertagi, 351 nucleotides. The record is from the annotation of a GenBank genome assembly. NCBI's taxonomy places the organism in Eukaryota, Metazoa, Nematoda, Chromadorea, Rhabditida, Trichostrongylidae.
GACACUAUCAGUCCAUUUAUACUUCGCCGUUUGAAAAAUAAUGUCCAGAAAACGCUUGAUUUACCGGAGAAGAAUGAAAAGGUGCUGUUCUGUGAAAUAACUGAUGACCAGCGUCGUUUAUAUCGGGACUACCUCACUUCACGUGAAUGUGCUGGUAUUUUCAAAGGACGAGUUGAUGCAUUUGUAGGCUUGACUACUCUGCGUAAGCUCUGCAAUCAUCCCGACCUGGUCAAUGGUGGACCGAAUCGCCAUCAUGAAUUUGAUGAAACGGAAGACAAGACGAAAGCCUAUGGUUACUAUCGGAGGAGUGGUAAAAUGCGUGUGUUGUCGAAACUGUGCGACACUGUUUGA